CUGAACCCGAUGUAAUGCCUUCCCGGCGUACUGCCGGUAGUGCGGCCAGCAAACGACGCAAACAUUCGUUGGGUAAUUUACGUCGUGCACAUCCAGCCUCAGGUGCAACAUGGAAUGUCCAGGUGGUGCGUGGAAAAAUGUCAUCGAAAUGCCUGUGGCAUGCAUGUCGAGCCCUGAUUUUGGGUGUGACAUUGCUGCUGCUUGGCGCGGGAAUGGCAACAUUAGGUUACUAUGCUGACUAUUUAUCCAUCGGUUCCGAACUACGUGGCAAUGCCACAGUUCGCGUUAAAAAUGAUCUGAAAGGAUUUCAUUUGAAUAAUUUUUCAUAUGUGGGACCCAUUGUUAUGGGUUUUGGUGGCUUUAUUGUCGUCGCAUCGUGUGUCAUGACAUUUGAGGCGAGAGAUUCAGCGGCGAAAGUGGUACCGGCACGUUUCAGAGCCGGUGUCAAUGGCAGUAAAAUUACAGUGCGUAGCAAUCAAAGUAGUUCGGCAUCUCAAAGGCGUGCAAUAGGUCUUCAAUACCAAACGACACGAUGGGAUCAACAAUUUGGUGUUUUUCGUUCAUCACCGGCUACAGAACAGCCACAGGCAACACCCGCGCCCUUCGAUCGUGAAGCUCUAACGGCAGAAUUAAUAAAAUUCUCUAAAACCCUGAGUGCAUCUGCUCGCUUUUCACCAAAACUGAGACGUAUCUCCUACACUGGUUCUGUGCCUAACCUCUCCACCCAUCAUGCCUCCUCAUCAACACUCGCCUAUUCCACUAAUAUAUCACAUUUACUCUCGCCGAAUCACAAAACCCUGCUGUUGGCGGAACACAAACGGCAUCGAACCCAUCGCCAUCAUCACCACCAUCACCACAACCAUCACUCGCACCACAAUCAACGUCCUGCAACCAAUGCCUCCAACUCAAAUCCCACCACCAACAACACCUCCACAUUCACGCAACCGACAACGGCGUCACACAACAGUGGGCGCCAGGUCAAAAAUCGUGGUACUCGUAUUAGUAAUAGUUUAAUUCAAAGAGCCACCCGAGAGAGCACGUCAUCGAUACAGUGUGCUCUGCUGCAGCCGCCGCCGGCCAACAACAAACUGCUCUGGCACCAUGCCGCCUCGUUCGACGAAAGUUGCCGAGUGGCCAACGAAAAGCAAAGGGAGCGGGUGGCGGAGCGAACAAAACGUUCGGACACAGCCAAGCGACACGUGCUGGCCCGUCAGAAACCCAUCGAGCAUGAGGAGGAUAAAGCAAUAGUUACGAGUCCGUUGGGUAAUCGAAGAUGUUCCACAAUGUCGGAUUCAUCGUAUAGUGGCCGCUGGACGGUCCGUUGUUCGUCAAUCGCGAGUCGAACGUCAAUUGUAAGUCGAGCCUCCAGUAUAGACUCGAGGCGUAUACAAGUCGAUUUGCAUAGUCCAGAGGUGGUGCCCAAGUCAAUAUUACGUUCCCCCAAACGUUACUGUUCCGGGCCUUCGGCAACGCCAUCGGUGGAGAAAGAAUUUCGAAGUCAACUUUCAGUAUGCUCCGAACCACCUGCCCCAAUAAGACAACUCUCCGGUCAGUCGAGUUUAGAACCAUGUCUGCCCGAAGAGGGACUAGAACAUUACGACGAAGCACUACAAUUGAAACCAACCGACUCCCUGUCAUCGCUGACAACAACACCCACCACCAUCAAUCCCGUUGAUCCACCACCACCCCCACCACCAAAUACAAAUUUGAAAUCACCCAACCACUGUGGUAUGUUGAAAAAACCACGACCUGACUCCCUGCCACUAAUGGGUAAUGCUGCUAUUGUCGAGCUAACUAAAUCUUUGCCACAGCAAGAACGUAUUAAAAAUUUGCAACGAAGUCACUCAUCACGGACUUAUGAUCGACCCAAGGUACAAAAAGCUCCCGAACAUGAUGAUUCGAUAUUCUAUAUACGAUCGGAUCAUCGGAAUUUGGAACAGAACAACGACUUCUACGAUCAGAUAAUAAACGAACGACGUUCGACGCUGUUGAAGGCUGACAGUGAAACCGCUUUAGCUGAGCGUAAGCAUAGCUCACUCUCGAUACCGGAGAAAAUCCUGGAGCAAUGUAAUCAAAAUUCUACAGAAGUGGAAACGGAUGAGCGAGUGGAAGAACCUCAAGCUAAUGAUAAUAAUGUGGAUGAUGUUGUUGUACAAAUUGAGGAAGAAGGAGUAUAA
Musca vetustissima is the source of this 2177-nucleotide messenger RNA. RefSeq lists its product as uncharacterized. NCBI's taxonomy places the organism in Eukaryota, Metazoa, Arthropoda, Insecta, Diptera, Muscidae. The transcript has 6 exons. The record is from RefSeq and is a predicted model, not a curated record. Bases 15 to 2177 code for a protein of 720 amino acids.